This is a messenger RNA of Aphanomyces astaci, 234 nucleotides long. RefSeq lists its product as hypothetical. The record is from RefSeq and is a predicted model, not a curated record. Lineage: Eukaryota; Oomycota; Saprolegniomycetes; Saprolegniales; Verrucalvaceae. Bases 1 to 234 code for a protein of 77 amino acids. The transcript is spliced from 2 exons.
AUGACGAAGGAACUAAACCCGUCAUGUCCGACGUGGCGAGACACGAGCCUUCCGCAGCGCCCCAAGUCCCGUCGAAUGGCCAAGGCGUGGAUCACCCAGCGCAUGCUCCACAGCACCGACGCCAUGUUCCAGCAGCAUGGAUUUCCAGCAUGGGAUGCUCCCCAGGAAGUCAUGGAUGUGUGCCACACAUCCACAGUCCGGCCGCUUCCUGAAAAGAAUAAAUUAUUCGCUUGA